AUGCUUUUUUCUCUUGCGUUAUCUACGCUGGCCGCAACAGGUCUCUGCGUUGAUGGUGUGAUCCGCGUCGACGUAUCUAAGGUUGCAGUUGACAAGACCGAGCUCCACGAAUUGAGGGCUCGUGGUGGAGCCACUGAUUUGACAGAUGUUUUAGCCAACCAGAGAUACUUUUAUACGGCGAAUGUUGAGAUUGGUAGCCCUGCCCAGCAAAUUUCAUUGCUUUUAGACACAGGCUCAUCUGACACAUGGGUUUUCGGACCCCAGACCUCGGGAUCAAGGGCCAAGACGACUCGCUUUGAUUCUUCUGCCUCUAAGACGUAUAAGAGUAAUAAUACUCAAUGGAGCAUCCAGUAUGGUAUUGGCAAAGCAUCAGGUACUUGGGGCACAGAUUCACUCAAGAUUGGUGGCGCACAAGUCCAAAGCCUUUCCAUUGGUGUAGCAACCAAAGUGAGCCAAAUCAACCAGGGUAUUGUUGGUAUUGGCCGUCCUGACGCUGAGGCAACCGUCAAGAAUGGUUUCAUGUACCAGAACCUGCCUUUGCGCCUCCAAGCUGAGGGCCUGAUCAAGAAGGCCGCAUACUCUCUUUACAUGAAUGAUCUCAACUCCAAAGACGGCACGAUUCUAUUUGGCGGUGUUGACCACUCUCGAUACGUUGGGGGCCUUGCUGUGCUCCCCAUCACGCACCCUCAUCACUUGGGUGUUACUCUUCAAGGCAUGAAAUGUGUUGGUAGCCGUAGCAAGGAUCAGUUGCUUUCCAAGCCCCAGACUGCAGUUCUGGACUCUGGUACGUCGCUGAGUUACUUUGACUCGGGCACUGUUGGCGCUAUGCAAGUGGCCUUCAACGCUAACCCUUCAUUUGCUAUUGGCAUGAAGUAUUACUGCGACUGCAAUGUUACCAAGAGUCUUGCGUUAGAGUUUGGACCCGUCACCAUUAAUGUUCCCGCAUAUCAGUUCUUGUGGCCGAUAAGUCAGUUCGUGAACCCCAUGUUGGCUACGGUUGUGUUCCCCCAGAACAGCUGCUACUUUGGCAUUGAGUCGAGCAACGACGGCUUUGUUUUAAUGGGCGACAAUCUUUUGCGCUCCAUGUACCUGGUGUAUGAUAUCACCGACAAGCAGAUCGCCAUUGCCCAGGCCGCCCUCGGCAACAACGGAGCCGCCCCUCAGGUCGAAGCGAUUGUCAGUAACAUUAUUCCCGGCACUCACCAAGGCUACUAG
Molecule: messenger RNA, 1215 nt
Organism: Wickerhamiella sorbophila
Lineage: Eukaryota; Fungi; Ascomycota; Dipodascomycetes; Dipodascales; Trichomonascaceae
Product: Acid protease
Exons: 1
Coding region: 1-1215 (404 amino acids)
Biological process (GO): proteolysis
Molecular function (GO): aspartic-type endopeptidase activity
Source: RefSeq, a predicted model, not a curated record